CGCCAGCUGCAGCAAGAGAAAGCCAGGGCUUUCCAACACCGGGGCGGUUUCCAGGGCAACCCUGGAUCCCGGAUCCCAUUGUGACCCUUUCCCCUGCCUGGCACGGCUCGCCACGGCACGGCACAGCACACGGGGUGCCCCGGGGCUGGGUGGGGAAGGUGAGCUAUGGAGGGCGCCAAAGACGACCUCCCUCGCCCCGUCGUCACUUUCUUCCCGCCCCACUCGACCCAGGAGCUGGUGCUUUUCAGCUUGUUCGAGGGUGAUGAAUCAGCUUUGCAGAAGUUUUUACCCAAGAGCCAUUUGACUAACGUGAUAAUUCACGAUAACAUCAGUGUUCAACGAGUGCAAGAAAUUAAGAUAAAGGACUUGGACAACAGCCAAAGAAAAACAGGCAAUCACUAUGAACAUUUGAAGAAGAGAUUUUUGCAUGACCAACGGAACAAGAUGAAUCGAUGGAAGCAGCAGUAUAGUCGAUACCAGAGAAUGUUGGAGAAAAUUGACCAGCGAGCGAUGCGUCAAGCCACACUCAUGUAUCCUGGGCAGUACUCCCUCCAACUACAGAUGGCUCUCCUGAAGAACCGAUAAGUACUUCGGUUGAGGUGGCGGCUAUGCCUUCAUCUCACAUGGAGUAAAUAAUGCUGAUUAUGUGCAGUUCCCUCCAUGCCUUCUUGUUGGUUUUUCUCCUUAGCCAAGUGGGAAAUAAAGUUGGGCCUCAGCCCUUGCAA
Sphaerodactylus townsendi is the source of this 725-nucleotide messenger RNA. It is a transcript of the gene LG13H5orf52, whose product is annotated as linkage group 13 C5orf52 homolog. The coding region runs from base 166 to 585 and encodes 139 amino acids. NCBI's taxonomy places the organism in Eukaryota, Metazoa, Chordata, Lepidosauria, Squamata, Sphaerodactylidae. The record is from RefSeq and is a predicted model, not a curated record. The transcript has 3 exons.